GAGGGCAAUAAAGGUUUACAUUGGGAUCUGCUGCCCCUGUGGAUCCUGCUGUCUGAGGUCGCCGCCUAACCUUGCCUAAUGGAUGAGCCGGCCCUGAUUGUGAAAUAUGCAUGCUUUUGGUAGUGCCUUCUUUUCUGACAGGGACGCUGGUGGCGCUGUGGGUUAAACCACAGAGCCUAGGACUUGCCAAUCAGAAGGUUGGCAGUUCGAAUCCCCGUGACGGGGUGAGCUCCCGUUGCUCGGUCCCAGCUCCUGCCAACCUAGCAGUUCGAAAGCACACCAAAAAGUGCAAGUAGAUAAAUAGGUACCACUCUGGCGGGAAGGUAAACAGCGUUUAUGUGCGCUGCUCUGGUUUGCCAGAAGCGGCUUUGUCAUGCUGGCCACAUGACCCGGAAGCUGUACGCCGGCUCCCUCGGCCAAUAAAGCGAGAUGAGUUCCGCAACCCCAGAGUUGGUCACGACUGGACCUAAUGGUCAGGGGUCCCUUUACCUUUACCUUUCUUUUCUGAGGAUCAAGAACAUAAACCCAUCUAAAUUCACAGGUAGGGAAAGACCAUGAGCCAGUGGUGGAAAAUAUGUAGAAAAUCAUGGGUUCAGCCUCCAGCAACUUGAGGAAGGGCUUGGGAAAAUCCCUCACAGGAACCCUGGAGAGAUGCAAUGCACCAGCAGCUGGAAAAAAUCAGUGGCCUGGCUCAGUAUAAGGCAGCCUCUUAUGUCCACAUAGCUCAGAAACUAAAGUAAGUCUCAUGUUUUAUUUUAUGAACGCAUCAUCAACUUGCAUUCAAUUAAUAUUCCAUGAAUUUGGUGCAUUUUGGGUUGAGGUAGAUGAUGUAGGCAUUGAUCCAGGCAAUAAAUAGAAAUUUAGAGACUGGUCUUGCUCAGCAAAUGCAAAAUAUCUGGUGGAAGAUAUGAGAAGGUUUUCUUUGGGGUUUUUGGUUUUAUUUCCUCCCUCUAGUUUCACAAUUAAUAAUCUCAGAGUUAGUUUUCCUUCUUCUUUUUCUGCUAGGGCAUUUCAGUAAGAUGCGGUGGAACAAAAAGAAGCAGUGUGAGCUAGCACAGAGCAAAGAAAGGUACGUCUAAAUUUUCAGUGCAUUUCCAGAUCAGUGUAAACUAUUGCAAUCGGCGUACUAUUAAAAGCACGGUUUUAAAGAUCGGCUAAACAUCUAAACUAGGAUUAAACAUCAAGGUCCAUGAAGAGUCUGCAUUCUGAAGAUGUCAUCAUGCUUAGAUGGAUGUGGUACUAUAGCUUGAGAAGUCAUAAUCUUCAAAUUUAGAAUCUACUCUUGGGAGAGGGAGAACAUGAAAAGGGCAAGAACUACACUUGGCUAUUAUGAAUGUGUCCAUGACUGAAACUCAAGCAAACAAAUCAGAUUUAAUACAAACGCUAGUGGUUGUAAAGGGAAGCCUUUAUUUGGCUAACUUCAUAUUCAUAACUGCAUUGAAUAUAUUAAUAAUCAAGACUGUGAGACAGAACUCUAAAAUGGUGAAGGAAGUGAGAUACUUCCUCCUAUGCCAUCAUCUUCUCUGUUGCUCUUUAUUCUGUUGCUCUGGCAUGGUGUCCAACGCGAUACAAACAUUUAAAGUGCAACAAUUCUGGAUCUGGAUCACCUUUGGAGUACAAACAGCAGUUGCAGAAGCAGUGCUGGUAACGCUGGCUUUGAUGGCAAUUAACACUUGCUUAGCAGUUUGCUGGCCUUUGAGAUACCUGGCCUUUGUACACUUGGUGAAACGCAAAGCUAUAGCUUGUGUUUGGGUCGGAACAAUCCUCAAAUCUGCAUGCUUGAUCAUUGUGGAACGUACAGAAGGAGAUCCGAGGUACAUAUAUGAAGCAGAGCUCUCUUGCCCAACUAUCCUGGGUAGUGAUUUUGCCAAAAUAACCGGAAGUAUUUUCAUUUUGCUUCUUGCAGCCGUCAUGGUAACUGCUUAUUUUCUCCUGUGGAGAGAAGGAAAGUUCAGCGGUCAUUUUAACUGUUCAAAUAAGAAGGCCAGAAAAACAGUCAUUAUUCAUGGUGUACAAAUGAGCUUCCAUAUUCUUCCAUCCUUAAUCUUUACAGCCAUCGGAAAAGGAUCAGAACAUGUUCUGAUAAAAUUUGGAGCUUUUGUUGUUUUCAUACUUGCACAAAGCUUCAGCCCUGUGGUUUAUGGGCUGCGGAACAAAGAACUUCUGGACAAGAUAUGUGUCAGACGAGAAAGAAAUCAAUACAGUAACUACUUGGUAAAGUACAACAAUUACCCACCCCAACUUCAGAUGGUAGAAGGUUCAGCAAAUGGGUGGACCAUUUCUCAGUGUAGUGCAAAAGCACUUUCAAGUCAGCAUUAGCCUUCAUUAAACCAUAUCACACAUCAAGGAAUAAUUCAACUCACACAACUGCAUAUACCAACCCAUUAUUUUUAAAACCAGAUUUUCAGCCCCAAAGCUAGAAGCCUUGAGUGCUAUAUUUUUGCUUUAAAGUUUAAAGGGUAACUUGUGGAAAAGACACAGCACAAGAAGUAAAGGAAACCAUGGAAAAAGAGAGGGCAAGGCUCUGCCAGACAGGCUACUAGAAAUGGUACACUCUGGAAUCUCUAGUACAGUCGUACCUUGGAAGUCCAUUUGACUUCCCAAAUGUUCGGAAACCAAAGCAUGGCUUCUUGAUUGGCUGCAGGAAGCUCCUGCAGCCAAUUGGAAGCCACAGAAGCCCCAUCGGACGUUCGGCUUCCAAAAGAACGUUCAAAAACCAUAACACACACUCUGAGGUUUGUGGAAGGAGAGGAUGCAGUAGAAGACACUUCCUCAUCAUAAUCCCAAUAGUUGCCCACCAGGGUAGUAUUAAUGCUGCUUUGUAUCUCUUUCCCUUGGCAGCCUGUAACCCCACCUGAGCACUAACAGGUUUGAAAAUCAGCAUGUUCAUGAAAAUUUCAGCAGUUCAGCCAAUGGCAUAGGAACAAAUUUCAAAAACAUCAAGUCAGAUUUCUUGCAGCUAGGGAGCUUCCGAAGGAUGCAGCCAGCACAUACUACAGCUUCCGCCACCUUUUGACAGAUUUUCUACAUAUGCUCUGUGCAUUGAUUUGAUAUUUCAUAUAUAUUUAUUAACCAUGAUAAACUAUGAGAGUUAUUCAGAGGCUUGCUUUGGUGCUAGUAUGAUUCAGAUGUGUGAAACAUUCUUAAAAAUGUUUUAGGGCCUGAUUGAAAAUGGAAUGCAGCUAGUUUUGCCCCAGCCUGAUGAUCACUGACUUGUGAUAAUGCAGAAAUAAGUUUUUUCACUGGUAGCACUGGUGUUGUGAAAUGCACUCAAUGCUGAAAUGCAACAGGUCCCUUCUUUACUGGCAUUCUGCUCGCUUUUGAAGACUCACCUGUUUGCACAGGCAGUUCCUGUUUUCUUCACCUCAGUCUCCUGUAUUAAUGGCAGCAAUGUUUUAAUCAGAUUGUUCUAUUGUGUGUUUUAAUUAUAGAUAUUUAUAUUUUAA
Molecule: messenger RNA, 3446 nt
Organism: Podarcis raffonei (Aeolian wall lizard)
Lineage: Eukaryota; Metazoa; Chordata; Lepidosauria; Squamata; Lacertidae
Exons: 2
Coding region: 1330-2319 (329 amino acids)
Source: RefSeq, a predicted model, not a curated record